AUGCGCAGGCAUGCGGCCAUUUUCCAUACAGGGGCAUGCGAUAGAGAAGGGUAGGAGGGAGCAGCGGCAGAGAUAGAGAAUGACGACCGACAGCAAAGGCAACAAAGUCAUUGUCUGCGACAACGGGACGGGGUUCGUGAAGUGUGGCUAUGCUGGCUCCAACUUCCCGUCUCACAUCUUCCCCUCUCUGGUCGGCCGACCCAUCAUUCGCUCUUCCGCCAAAAUCGGCAACAUAGAGAUCAAGGAUCUUCAUGUUGGAGAUGAGGCCAGCCAACUGAGGUCCAUGCUUGAGGUCAAUUACCCCAUGGAGAAUGGAAUUGUCCGCAACUGGGACGACAUGAAGCACAUCUGGGAAUUCACUUUCCAUGAGAAACUAAAGAUUGAUGCCAAGAAGACAAAGGUUCUGCUGACAGAGCCGCCCAUGAACCCCACCAAGAACAGAGAGAAGAUGAUUGAAGUUAUGUUUGAAGAGUACCAGUUUGCAGGAGUGUACAUUGCCAUACAGGCUGUACUAACCCUCUACGCACAAGGUCUGCUGACUGGAAUAGUCAUAGACAGUGGAGACGGAGUAACACACAUUUGUCCUGUGUACGAGGGGUUUUCCCUCCCCCACCUCACUCGCAGGAUGGACGUGGCUGGUCGCGACAUCACCCGCUACCUCAUAAAACUCCUCCUCCUUCGUGGCUAUGCCUUCAACCACUCGGCUGACUUUGAGACCAUCAGAAUGAUGAAGGAACGACUCUGUUACAUUGGCUACAACAUCGAGCAGGAAAAGAGACUGGCCGAAGAUACUACUGUACUGGUGGAGAGCUAUACAGUGAGCAGGGGGUUAAAUUUUCUGUGUUAACCCUGAUUCAGGGGUUUGAAGAAGCAGUGGGCUAGAGAUUAGAGUUGUACUUAACCCUGGUGUAGAGGGUUAAAGUUGUGAUGUGUGUCGUGUAGUUGCCAGAUGGUCGAGUGGUGAAGUUGGGAGGAGAGAGGUUUGAGGCUCCAGAGAUCUUGUUCCAACCACACCUCAUCAACGUGGAGGGAGCCGGCAUGGCCGAGAUGCUCUUCAAUACCAUUCAGGCCGCAGACAUUGACACCCGGCCAGAGUUCUACAAACACAUCGUCCUCUCUGGGGGCUCCACCAUGUACCCGGGCCUCCCCUCCCGACUGGAGAGAGAGAUCAAGCAGCUGUACCUAGAGAGAGUCCUCAAAGGAGACACUGCAAAACUAUCUAAAUUCAAGAUUCGUAUAGAGGACCCGCCCCGACGUAAGCACAUGGUGUUCCUGGGCGGAGCUGUGCUGGCCGACAUCAUGAAGGACAGAGACACCUUCUGGAUGUCCCGAGAGGAGUACCAGGAGAAGGGGCUCAAGGUCCUAGAGAAACUGGGCGUGUCUGUGAAAUAGACUCCGCCCACUGGCGCGGACUGUAGCGGUGUGGCUGUAUAUUGUACUGUUAGUAGAUUUUGGUGGGUGAGUCGAGUCACAUGACUGCUCACUGCCUAUAUUAUUUGAUAUUAUAACUUCUUAUGUCAGGUCAUUUCGGUUUUUGUCUGCCAAAUUUAGUAAAUUUUAUUCCACAAACUGUUUUCCUGC
This is a messenger RNA of Geodia barretti, 1581 nucleotides long. The record is from the annotation of a GenBank genome assembly. NCBI's taxonomy places the organism in Eukaryota, Metazoa, Porifera, Demospongiae, Tetractinellida, Geodiidae.